Messenger RNA from Pungitius pungitius (ninespine stickleback), 3289 nucleotides. It is a transcript of the gene tbc1d24, whose product is annotated as TBC1 domain family, member 24. Gene Ontology annotation, cellular component: nucleus. The transcript is spliced from 7 exons. Bases 263 to 1963 code for a protein of 566 amino acids. NCBI's taxonomy places the organism in Eukaryota, Metazoa, Chordata, Actinopteri, Perciformes, Gasterosteidae. Gene Ontology annotation, biological process: response to oxidative stress. The record is from RefSeq and is a predicted model, not a curated record.
GCGCGGGCGGACCGAGCUCGGAGGCACUGCGCAUGCGCGAGGCAACUUGACAUGAAUGGUGCUUCACGUCUCAAGACAUCUCGAGUCCAGGUGAGGACAUCCCGUCCCUCGGGUUAUCUGUCGCUCGCCGGCCCGGGUGUCUCUCCGUAACCACCAUGGAAAGCUGAGGAGGACGGACGGUUAACGAAGCCCCUGCAGCGCCCCCCCCCCCCCCCCCCCCCCCUGCUCGCCACUCACGCUGACCGGCGAAGCUCCCUCCGCCAUGGCUGAAGAAGACUAUGGCGCCUUUGUGGACUGGACCCAGAUGGGGGACCUGGCCAAGAGCAGCGGGCCCACCAAGGUGGACUGUAAGGACCUGAAAGCGUUCAAGCAGAUGGCCCGCCAGGGCUACUGGGCCAAGAACCACAAGCUGCGAGCGCAGGUCUACCAGCAGCUCAUCAAGGCCAUCCCCUGUCGUACGGUCACCCCGGACGCUGCGGUGUACCGCGACAUCGUGGGAAACGCCGCCGCCACCAAGAAGCCCUCCUCGCACAUCCCGCUGCCGGAGUUUGUGGACGGGAGUCCUCUGCCGCGGUACUGCCUGAAGGCGGAGGCGGUAGCCUCGGCCCACCGGGUCGCCAACUGCGUGGCGGGGCAGUUCCCGGACAUCUCCCACUGCCCGUCGCUCCCGGCCGUCACCUCGCUGCUGCUGCACUUCAGCGCCGACGAGGCGCAGUGCUUCGAGCUGGUGAGCCGCAUGCUGUCCUGCAACGAGCCCGGCAAGCGCCUGCUGGACCAGACCUUCCUGGCCCACGAGUCGGGCUGCAUGACCUUCGGCGACCUGGCCAACAAGUACUGCAGCGCCGCCCACAGGAUGAUCGUGGCCAGCGCCCAGGACGUGCUCGACGUGUACUCCGACUGGCAGCGCUGGGUGCUGGGCGACCUGCCCUUCGGCCACGUGGUCCGGGUCCUCGACAUCUACCUGGUGGAGGGCUACAAAGUCCUCUUCCGCGUGGCCAUCGCCUUGCUCAAGUUCUACCGCAAGCACAAAGCGGAGGCCCAGGGCGCCGCGGAGCCGGAUUCCAACAGGGUCCGGGACGAGAUUCAGGCUUUCGUCAGGGGCAUCGGCGCCAGCGUCACGCCGGAGAAGCUGCUGGAGAAGGCCUUCUCCAUCCGCAUGCUCAGCCGCAAGGAGAUCACCCUGCUGCAGCUCACCAAUGAGAGGUCCCUUCAGCAGAAAGGCAUCACUGUCAAGCAGAAGCGGCGCAACGUGCAGCUGGCGCUCAACCCCGACACCUUCUCCUCCGAGAUUGUGAGUGCCAAGGAGAUGCGGGACAUCUGGUCGUGGAUCCCUGAGCGCUUUGCCCUCUGCCAACCGCAGCUCCUCUUCACCACCUCCACCCACGGGUGCAGCCUGAACAGAUUCUACGCGCAUUGCGAAGGCUACGAGCCCACGCUGCUCCUCAUCCGGACCACAGACGGCGACGUAUGUGGAGCCUUCCUGUCCACGGACUGGGAGGAGCGGAAGAGAGGAGGCAACAAGUUGAGCUUCUUUGGCACAGGGGAGUGCUUUGUCUUCAGGCUGAAGCCAGAGAUGGAGCGCUACGAGUGGGUGGUGAUCCGCCACCCUGAGUUGGCCUCGUCCAGCAAGACUCCUGACCCCGACGACGCGGCCCCCCCUGAGGGGCAGCAGGCGGACGGCAAUGGCUUAGAGCAGCCGGAGAGACCCGCUGGGGACCUGUCGCCCUUCCUCUCCGCUCGCCACUUCAACCUUAACUCGAAGAAUACGUCCAUGUUCAUGGCUGGCAACUUUGACUCCAUCAUAGUGGGAGGGGGCGACGGCAACGCGCUCUACAUCGACUCUGAGCUCAACCACGGGCGCGCCGGCCGCUGCACCACCUUCGACAACCCCCUGCUGUGUGCCGAGAGCUUCCAGGUCGCCCUGCUGGAGGUGUGGGGUUUCCAGGACGCCAUGGCGCCGUAGGGCCUGUUCCAUACGGGCAUAGACUCAAACAUAUUAACGCAGAAAACGAUGACAUGAAACGUCCUGCAAACACUUAGAGCUCGAAAACAGAACAAAGUCCGUCCUGAAAGUUCCUAUAUUAUGGACCAUUUUUUAUUUAUUAAUGCAGUUAAAAUCAAAUUCAACAUGUGAUCUUUGUUUUUCUGUUUUAUUUUUGUCAUUACAGAUUUGUAUUCUGGUUUGCUGAUCAAUGUUUAAGUGUGCUGUGAUAUUGAGGAAGUGGACCCGAGCUAAAGCCAACAUGAGGAUUAUUUAAACGCGUUUAUGCUCCGCUGAAAUGUUUUAAUUUCUGAAUGUAAAUCCAACCUUUUAUGUGCUGUCGUUUAGCUCAAUCUGCCAAAUUUGCUGUAUAGUUGUUAAAAAAUAUAUAUUAACCAGGCCAUAAUGAUGGUCAGCAUUAAAAUGUGUGAUUUCGAGGGUGUAUCGGGUUAAGAUAAGAUGAACUCAGUCCCGAACACGGGAGACCUGCUGAUAAAUCAAUGUGGUAAAUGUUUGUGGAUAUCAUGAAUUUGAGUGUCGACGCUUUCCUUUUUAAAAGUAUAAGAAUUUUCAUGCACAUGUGAAGUACAGACUUUUUAAAAAGUCAAAACUGUCUUGGUUUAAAACGUAAUGAAAAGCUCAUCCUUCUCUUCACUCUCCGUCCUCGCGGUGCGAAGACUGUCCAAGCGGGGGUCCGGUGGGCAGAGGGUCAUUGGGACGCACGCCCUGUUUGUUUGUGUAGGUUCAACCUCGUGUGGCGGUGAGACGUUGGAUAACCACUAAAUGUAUCCCACAUGUGCUCUCGGUAAAGGAAAGUGACUCGCUAUGUGUUUGUCCUGCUGCUACUCCUUUUGCUUAUCCCGCUCUGUUUACUACAAGUUUACUGUGAAGUCAAUGUGGGGAAAUAAUACUUUGUUUAAAUAGUGUUGCAAAAAUACGCCGUGCAAUUAUAUCCGUUGUAUUAAACAGAAUGAAAACGUGUUGUAGGCUUUGAAAGGUCUUUUCAAAGAGAAACGAGCACGUUGGGGCACAUCUACAGUAGGGAGGUCUGACGCCAAAGUCAUCCACCGUUCUAUUCUGGUUGGGCUGUUUGCACUUUGUGGAAGCUGACGCUGAGCGGCGUGACUGGAAAUGUCUUAACGCAGAUGAGUCAGACACGUCUACGAGUGUAUAUGUGGAACCCUCGUAGUCGCUUUUACUACCUAAUAUCUUAUUGAACUGAUUCCAUUUAUGUGACUUGUUUCAACUUGAUAAAUGUGUUCUGCAGCUGAAACCCUCCCAAUAAAUUAGUAAUUCAUUUGAAUUCAA